Molecule: messenger RNA, 3303 nt
Organism: Neoarthrinium moseri
Lineage: Eukaryota; Fungi; Ascomycota; Sordariomycetes; Amphisphaeriales; Apiosporaceae
Exons: 3
Coding region: 1-3303 (1100 amino acids)
Biological process (GO): mismatch repair
Cellular component (GO): MutLalpha complex
Molecular function (GO): ATP-dependent DNA damage sensor activity; mismatched DNA binding; ATP binding
Source: RefSeq, a predicted model, not a curated record
AUGGCCACCAUCAAGGCGAUCGAGGCCCGAACGGUCCAUCAAAUCCAGUCUGGUCAGGUGAUCGUUGACCUCUGUUCUGUCGUGAAGGAGUUGGUGGAGAACAGCGUCGAUGCAGGAGCGACAAAUAUUGAGGUUCGCUUCAAAAACCAGGGUCUGGACUUGAUUGAGGUUCAGGACAAUGGUGCCGGUAUAUCGCCAGAGAACUAUGAGACAUUGGCCUUGAAGCAUUACACCUCCAAGCUCUCAACGUAUGAAGAUCUCACCUCGCUACAGACCUUUGGUUUCCGAGGUGAAGCUCUGUCUUCCCUCUGUGCACUAUCAAAAUUCUCGGUCACCACCUGCUUGGCUUCGGACGCGCCAAAGGGAUCCAAGCUCGAGUUUGAGACAUCCGGGAAGCUCCGAGGAACCGCUGUCGUUGCAGCCCAGAAAGGUACCACCAUGACAAUCGAAGGUCUCUUCAAUAACCUUCCAGUACGUCGUCGGGAGCUCGAGCGAAACAUCAAGAAAGAAUGGAACAGGGUCAUUGGCGUGCUCAACCAGUAUGCUUGCAUCCUCACUGGAGUAAAGUUCUCCGUCUCGCAGCAGCCGAACAAGGGAAAGAAGAUUGUUUUGUUCUCUACCAAAGGCAACAGUACGACGCGUGAAAACAUUGUUAAUGUGUUUGGGGCCAAGACAUUAACUGUGCUCAUACCUCUCCAGUUGGAGUUGGAGCUUGAGCCCACCAGUGGGCCAAGCCAACACCGGAAUACCCGGGGGGAUGAAGACAGUACCAAGGAGGUAAAGAUUAAGGGUCAUGUAUCACGUCCUGCUCAUGGAGAAGGACGGCAGACACCGGAUCGACAGAUGUUCUUCGUGAAUGGACGACCUUGUGGCUUGCCGCAAUUUGCCAAGGCUUUCAACGAGGUCUACAAGUCGUAUAAUUCGUCUCAGUCGCCCUUUAUCUUUGCAGACAUUCAACUCGAUACCCACAUGUAUGAUGUAAAUGUCAGCCCGGAUAAGCGGACAAUCCUACUACACGACCAGUCUCGACUGCUCGAUAAUUUGAGGGAGUCGCUGAUUGCGUUGUUCGAGGCGCAGGAUUAUUCUGUGCCACAAUCGCAACUUGGAGGGCCCAAGCAAACACCAUUUAGGAAGCUUACUAUGAGUCGCCAGAGCACAAUCGAAAGCGACAAAACGAGCACAAGAAGCCCUUCUGUCGGCGUUCAGGGGGCAGUCAAGACUGGCCAAACCGGUCCACGGUCUGCUGCAGAAACAACUGGAGAUCAAGAUGUGGAGGAUGCCGAAGAAAAUGACGAUGUCGCGCUUGGAGGCAGCAACAUGCUGGGCGAGUCACCGGCAGGAACAUAUCAGGCCACCAAACUGAUGAGUCGAUGGCUCGACAAAAAGUCUGAUGCCCGCGCAGAUUCUACCACGAAGGUGUCUCCGCCGGCGCCCAACAACCGACAGGGAGAGCUAUCUAGAUCCAAGGAAAGAGUCGUUUCCAGGUUUUCACAUGCCGACCAGGAUGCAGAGAACGAGGAUGACGUGGAUGAUGAUGCCGAUACCGAUGCGACCGAGACUUCACUGCCAACUAACCGUGCCCCCAGUCGAGUAGCUGAUUUCAAUGCGCACAUGGCAGAGUUGAACGAGUCGACCAGAGCCUCAGCAGGAGAGGGAGAAGAUCAGGGUUCCUGCACAGCUGAACCCCGCAUUCCCAGUAUCUCUACGCCUUCUCGUACGUCAGAUAUGAGAACUAUGAAGUUGAGUCCGAGGUUCAAACGCACAGCCCCAGAAGUAGCCACCAUUACCAUCGGCAACGAUACUGUCACCAGUGUUAUAGGCUCACCUGCCAAAAGGAUGCGAACAGAAACGCCAAGGGAAAAGGGCUCUACAGGACAACACACUGCCUCCAAGGGAACUGCACCCAUACCCUCAUUUCAAGGCCGUCUCACACAGAUGUUUUCCGCAUCAAGCACCUCGCGAGGACGAGGCGAGAAAGUCGAAAUUAUCACUGGCCUGGUGGAUGGUCCCCAUAGGUCUCGCUCCCCUAGCGAGGAAAGCGAGGGCUUGUUUGUACAAAACGCAUCUGACCUUGAUGAAGUGGACGAAUCUGGUGGAAGCAACGAUGCGGGCUCGCCAUUCCGGCAAGAGUUAACGCAAGAUGCCGAUGAGGAGGCUGAUUCUCAUAUGUUAACCUCUCCUGUUGACGAAGAAGUAGUCAUGGAUGAUGCCAACGAGUCUGGCACGCCAGCUCCAUCUGAGCAUAGUGACGGAGAGUAUAUAGAUGAGGAUGACAAGAAGGCGCAGGAAGAAGAUAAGGUCCGGGAGAUGAUCGAUGCUGCCGAAGACGCCACGAAAGCGACGUCAGAGGAGAUGCAAAAGCGGCAGCAGAGUUUUGUCAAGGGUUUGAUGAAGCGGAAGGACGGAACACGCCAGCUGCUUCAGAGAGUCCGCCUAGAUGAGGAUAUCAUCCGGUCUAGCAGUGCCUCCUUGGCAGAUUCUCUCACAAAGUCCACCGCUAGCACCACCACCGACUUUCCGGAAGACAAUCUUGAUGCUGAUGAUGCAGAAGAGAAGUUGUCGCUUACCAUCUCAAAGACAGACUUCGGCAAGAUGAAGAUUGUUGGCCAGUUCAACCUGGGCUUCAUCUUGGCUGUGCGCCCAGCGGAAGCGAAUCCAGACGACGCCAAUGAUCGGCAUGCCAUGGACGAUGAAUUAUUCAUCAUUGACCAGCACGCGACAGAUGAGAAGUACAAUUUCGAAAGACUGCAGGCCACUACUGUCGUUCAAUCGCAGAGAUUGGUGCAGCCGAAAGCCCUCGAGCUCACCGCUAUCGAGGAAGAAGUCAUCAAGGAGAACAUUGAGGCACUGGAAAACAAUGGCUUCAUGGUCAGCAUAGAUGAAAGCGGAUAUCAACCCGUGGGUUCUCGAUGUCAGUUGCUUAGUCUGCCACUGAGUCGAGAGACUACAUUUACACUAGCCGAUCUCGAGGAGUUGAUUUCACUCUUGACGGACCAUCAGUCAACGUCAGCAAACACCAUACCGCGGCCCUCCAAGGUGCGAAAGAUGUUUGCCAUGCGAGCCUGUCGCAGCAGUGUCAUGAUUGGCAAGUCAUUGGCAAAUAAGCAGAUGGAGAAGCUUGUCAGGCACAUGGGCGAACUGGACAAACCUUGGAAUUGUCCGCAUGGACGUCCGACAAUGAGACACCUCUGUGGACUCGGCGCGUGGAACGAGUCGAUCUGGCAGGAAGGGGACGGGCUUGGCGGUGAAGAGGGCAGACCUACAAAUUGGGCUGCUUAUUUAAGGGAUAAUCGCGACACAUAG